Molecule: messenger RNA, 1179 nt
Organism: Lithohypha guttulata
Lineage: Eukaryota; Fungi; Ascomycota; Eurotiomycetes; Chaetothyriales; Trichomeriaceae
Exons: 2
Coding region: 1-1179 (392 amino acids)
Molecular function (GO): protein binding
Source: RefSeq, a predicted model, not a curated record
AUGUCCUCUGCGUUCAAAGCGACUCUCACAGCCACUACUCCACCAACAAGUCAGCAGAACACUCCUUUAAUCCAGGUCAAGGUACCUCCUACCCCUGCUCAGGCUGUAGCUAAAGAGCGAGCAGUCUUGACUCGGCUCAAGCAGGAUAAAAAAUGUGAGUACGUCAAGAACAACCCACAAGAGGUGGGCGAGGUCAUAUAUAUCGCGCCUUUCGAUGACUCCAGUCCUGAGGUAAAUAGACGAGCUCGUCAGAAGAGACUCAAAGCUAAGAUUGAUCGUUCGGCUAUACCACUCGACUUCGGCACCACGUCGUCGACAAAUUCACAGGCCUUAUCGUCGACUUCUUCGGGAAUUGUCCACCCUCGCAAAGCAGCUCGCAGAAUCCUAAACGAACGAUUUAAGCUUUCGGUGUCACCAGCUUUAAGCCUGAAACACCAACAUGGUACGCGUCAACUGAGUGGAAAAUUUCAGUUUGAGAAGCUCGGCUCGAAGUUCGUCGAUAUUGCUGGUCUACAACCUUACUCUCGUAGCCAAAAUGGCCCUGUUGUGCUCAGCGACGCUUUUCUAGCUGCCGAGAAAGACGAGCAUAAGGUCAGGAUCAUAUAUGAAUGCAACGACUAUUGCGGAUGUGAUCAGCGAUGUACGAAUCGUGUUGUACAAAAUGGUCGUACCAUUCUCUUGCAGAUAUUUGACACAGACAACCGCGGGUUUGGUGUCAAACCCAUGAGGGACAUUGCCCGAGGUCAAUUUAUUGACCUAUACCUAGGCGAAGUACUCACUGUUGGCGAAGUCGAAAGAAGAGAGGACGCUGUUGAAGAGAAUGCGAUGUCUUACUUCAUGUCGUUGGACGUAUUCACGACGGAUGAGAAUUCCACACUUCUUGUUGACGGCGCAAACUUCGGCUCUGUCAUGCGAUUCGUCAACCAUUCGUGCGAACCAAACGCGAAGACGGUGCCCGUCGUCUUGUCUAAGGAUACAAAGCAUCUUUACCACGUCGCUUUCUUCGCCAUCAAGGACAUUCCCAAAGGUAUCGAGAUAACUAUUGAUUAUGAUCCGGAUUUGCAGAAUCUUGAAGAGGAACCGCUAGACUCUUUGGUUGUACAAUGUCGCUGCGGUAGCGUAAAUUGUCGGAAACGACUAUGGGCACCUGGAAAGGCGAAGCGGGCUAGGAAGCGAUGA